AUGAACAACCAAGAAAGGAUAUUACCUGAAGCUAACAUACGAUCGUGUAUCGUAGUGUUAGCCAGUUUCUUGGUCAAUGGUCUUGUUUUUAGUUUUAUCAAUUCCUAUUCAGUGACUUAUGUAUAUCUAUUGAAAAGACUAGAGGAUGCUGGUGUCAGUGAAGCAUCGUCAAAAGCAUCAUUGGUUGGCUCUUUGACAGUGGGAACAACAUUUCUAAUGUCACCCAUCGCUGGAGUUCUCGUUGAUCGUAUAGGAAUUAGGACAACUACAUUUAUAGGUGGUUUUAUUGCUACUAAUAGUUUAUUAAUAUCAUCAUAUUUCACACACCAAGUGGAAGUAUUAUACGUAACUUACGGCCUAUUAUAUGGUAUUGGCGCAUCAUUAGCUUAUACGCCUUCAUUGGCUAUUCUUGGUCAUUACUUCAAAAAAUACCUUGGUCUGGUAAACGGUAUAGUUACUGCUGGAAGCUCAUGUUUCACUAUGUUCAUGCCAUACAUCGUAGAUCAUUUACUUGUUAAAUUUGGUCUAGACAACUGUUUAAGAUGGGAAGCAGCUAUGUCAGCCUUGCUAAUGGUAUGCGCUUUGGCGUUCAAGCCUACAAUCAAAUUGGACAAAUCGGAUAUGCAUAAAUCGUUGUCUGAAGAACUGCGAUCAUUGGUCAAUAUUGACAUUUGGAAGAACCCUAAAUAUGUUAUUUGGGCCACAAUGAUUCCUCUCGCUCUCUUCGGAUAUUUUGUCCCUUACGUCCAUUUGGUGAAAUUUGUUGAUGACCGUUUUCCACAAAACGAUGGUAAAAUAUUAGUCACGUGUAUUGGCAUUUCCUCGGGAAUCGGUAGAUUAAUUUCAGGACCAAUAUCUGAUUACAAAGGAGUUAAUAGAAUCGUAAUGCAACAGAUGUCUCUGUUUGUUAUUGGCUUGAUGACUAUGUUUAUCAUUACUGUACCAUACUUUUCCAUACUAUUGAUUAUUACAUUAAUAAUGGGACUUGCCGAUGGAUGUUUUGUUAGUGUCAUGGGUCCAAUCGCUUUUGAUUUAGUUGGUCAAAAAGGCGCUGCACAAGCCAUCGGAUGCAUUCUUGGUCUAUGUUCUAUACCACUGACGGUGGGCCCACCUGUUGCUGGUUGGAUGUACGAUAAGUAUAAAUCUUAUACUGGUGCAUUUUUAAUUGCUGGACUACCACCCAUGAUUUUCGGAAUACUAUUAACUACUACACGGUGUGUAAGGAAAAGGAAUAUGGAAAUGGCAUUAGAAGAUAAGGAUCCAAACGAACCGAAACUUCUUGACCCAAUGCCCGAGUCCUAUAGAAAAGAAGACCCGGAAGAAGUUUGUUGA
This is a messenger RNA of Macrosiphum euphorbiae (potato aphid), 1332 nucleotides long. The record is from the annotation of a GenBank genome assembly. NCBI's taxonomy places the organism in Eukaryota, Metazoa, Arthropoda, Insecta, Hemiptera, Aphididae.